UAUUCUCCACCACUGCAAAGCUCUUUAAAGAAAUAAGAAAAGAGAGGAGAAAUAAUUAUAAUACUUAUUAAAGAUGGAAAUCCUGCAGGUACUUCACAUGAACAAUGGAGAAGGAGAGACUAGCUAUGCCAAAAACUCCAACAUCCAGAGGAAGAUAAUAUCAGUGACGAAUUCAAGACUUGAGGAAGCAAUUUUAAACAUUAUGUGCAACAACAAAAAGGUGCCGGAGAGCAUUGGCGUUGCAGAUUUGGGUUGUUCCUCUGGACCGAACGCUUUGAUGGUCGUCACAGAAAUUAUAGAUAUCAUAGAUGCCACGUGCCGAAAAUCGGGCAGCUCCUUCCCGGAGUUGAGAAUUUCUCUUAAUGAUCUUCCGGGCAAUGAUUUCAAUGAAAUAUUUAGGUCCUUGCCAGCAUUUUUUCAGAAAAUAAAAGAAGAAAAAGGUUCAGAAAGUUGCUAUGUUGCUGGAGUUCCUGGUUCAUUUUAUGGAAGGCUUUUCCCCCUAAAGAGCUUGCACUUUGUUCACUCUUCCUCCAGUCUCCAUUGGCUUUCUCGGGUUCCACUUGGUUUGGGUAUUAAUGCAAGGACAGCCCUAAACAAAGGGAAGUUAUACAUAUCAAAGACUAGUCCAAGUGAAGUCAUCAAUGCAUACGUGUCACAGUUUCAGAAAGACUUCUCUUCAUUUCUCCGAUCACGAUCGCCGGAGAUAAUUCCCGGAGGGAGGAUGUUGUUGUCACUGAUGGGGAGGAGCUCUAUUGAUCCCACCAUUGAAGAUGGUUGCUACUACCAAUGGGAGCUCCUUGCACAUGCACUCUCUACUUUGGUCUCCAAGGGCCUAGUAGACGAGGAGAAAAUAGAUUCCUUUAAUGCACCAUACUAUGCACCAUGCCCUGAGGAAUUGAAAAUUACUGUUGAAAAAGAAGGCUCAUUUAUGAUUAAUCAUAUUGAUGCUUUUGAGAUUGAGUGGGACGCGAACAUUUCUUCGAAUUCACCAGCACAAUGUGAAGACAAAAAAAUAUUAUUAUCAAGGGGCCAACAGGUGGCUAAAACAAUAAGGGCUGUGGUUGAAUCAAUGGUGGAAUCUCAUUUUGGAAAUGAAAUUAUGGAUGACUUGUUUAGUGUUUAUAGUGAUCUUGUGGAUGAUUAUGUGUACAAGAAGAGAGCCAUCUAUGUUAAUUUGGUUGUUUCUCUCACACGCAAGGACUGAUUUAUGCUCAAAGUAGUAGACUAAACAAAAUGAUUCUAUGUAAACUCCACAUGUUAAACAGUGGUCCGAUCAUUUUUUUUUUCUUUCAAUUUCAAUUGAUUCAAUACGUGUCAACUGCUUGUUGUAACAUUGUGCCUCAAUUAAUGAAAUACUUUUAUAUUAGAAUGC
Messenger RNA from Lycium ferocissimum, 1372 nucleotides. RefSeq names its product probable jasmonic acid carboxyl methyltransferase 2. Gene Ontology annotation, molecular function: S-adenosylmethionine-dependent methyltransferase activity. The record is from RefSeq and is a predicted model, not a curated record. The coding region runs from base 74 to 1204 and encodes 376 amino acids. The transcript has 4 exons. Gene Ontology annotation, biological process: methylation. Lineage: Eukaryota; Viridiplantae; Streptophyta; Magnoliopsida; Solanales; Solanaceae.